Molecule: messenger RNA, 3580 nt
Organism: Branchiostoma belcheri (Belcher's lancelet)
Lineage: Eukaryota; Metazoa; Chordata; Leptocardii; Amphioxiformes; Branchiostomatidae
Exons: 9
Coding region: 541-1926 (461 amino acids)
Source: RefSeq, a predicted model, not a curated record
UAUCCGCCCUUAUUUGCUGGUUGUGAUCGCAUGAAUUAAUCCAGGCCGGAGGGGCUGUCAAAUUGAUUCUGAGAGGAACUGCAGGUAUGUUGGCCGAGCCACUCUUAAAAUGACACCUUUCAAUUACCAGUCGGAAAGUAUGACGCAUGAGUGAAUGUAGUGAAAAGUUACUUGUGUCACUCUUGUUCAUCUAAAGCCGCUGAUUGGCGAGAGGUUUCAUAGGUCAUUCCGAGCGUUUUAAACCUGUUUGUGUAACUAAUGUCGCGGCCAAUGAGCGAGAAUUCCUGCAAGAGUCCUCAAUGGUUCGUAAAUGACGACCGAUUGAUUGAGUCCUAAGCGUUGCCCUAGGUAUUUUGUGUGUUUGUGUGGUUGAAGUGGGCCACGGUGUACCGAAGUACAGACGGACGAGCGUGCUGCGCCGGCCUGAAGUGUUGUACUCCAGCUGCGGUGGCACACUUUCCCGUGUCCAUAUCGAAGCACGAGAGUCCGUGUAGGGUUACGGUACGUCCCCCGGAACUGUCCCGGUAAGCCGAUACCACCAUGCCGCCACAGACGCAAGUCCCGGCCCACCUCAGGACACCCAAGACCAGCUACAGCGACGACUACAAGAAGCCGCGACCCAUGAAGCAACCUAAACCGAGACCUUUCUCUCCCGGCCGACGGAAUAACCCUCACCCCAGGACGGGAUUUCUGGACACGCCGAAUUCGGCCCGCUUCGCCACGGGGACGGCACUUCUCCAGGAGAGGGUACGGAAAGCCGUGCGGGACUACAUGCGUCGGGCGUCCGUCGAACCACGGCCGGACAACCCGCAAGACAUGACUGACGCAGACUUCCUCUCUGUUCAACAGAAGGAGCUCCAGCAAAGACUGCCACACACAGGGGACCAUGUGGUGAAGAAAUUUGUCAGGCCGUCGAUGCAAUACCUGAAGCAGUCGCUGGAGCCCCCACAGCAACAACAAAUCUAUCACCAACCUCCAGACCCAGAGGUACCGCGAGUAACUGUCCAGGCUCGCCUACCUCAGUACAAGCCUAGAGAGAAGUGGGUAGUGGUCAACAAAGGACCGCCGACAGCACCGGAGGACCAGGCUCACUGGUCAACCUGGAACACUCGGACACCCUUCCACCCUCCCACAGCACCACAGCACCACGUGAACUCGGUUCCGAGCAGACCAAAGACGGCUCCUCCUGGCGAAUUUAGGGAGGAAGAGCAGGAGUGGACGACGUACCGAACGGUGAAAACCCCGCCGCACGCCAUGACGGGCUACACGGCGUACCCGCAGUCCCACCAGCCCAUCCCGCCGCCUCAACACAGGCCGGUGAGUGCUAUGACGACAGACGGACAGGUGGGCAAGUUCAAGACUUGGGCACAGAACGCUGACGACUACGAGAAACAGAUAGUUUACGACAUGUUGAAGAGUCUGAAUGGCGGGAAGUCAGCCGGGCCUGAGCGGUCCCAGCCCAGCUCCAUGCGCGUACAUGUGGCCACACGGGGCAGCUCACCUGUACGUCUGGAGAAGUCAGCGUCCCAGAAUAGAGCCACUCGUUCUGCACCUGCGCGACAACGGCGCAAGCUGGCCCCCACCGGCGCCAACAACGGACCGCCCCCGGCCUACAGGCUGAACGGGGUGGACGGCAGGGUGGACGGGAACCCCCGCGAAGAGAAGGUCCUGAAGGACUACAUGGAGGACUUGGAAGAUCAAGUGGAGAGCGGCAAGACCAAGGUGACCAUAGCACGACUGCCCCCUAACCCCCCGCGGUGGUACCGCAACCAACCCAAGAAGUCGCUGGACUACACCUGUAACGUCAGCUUCUUCCAACAUGUCCGCCCGCCGCACCGCAGUCACUUCAUCAUAGCGCCUGACUGGACCUCCGAGAGACUCACCGUCAAGAAGAGGAUAGAUCACAUGGUGUCUAGUUCUGUGUAACCAGAAACCUUACCUAACAAGCACACUUUCCAAAAGUGGCUAGUAAUGUCAUAAAAGCACCCCCACACAGAACAAGCAGCAAAACAGGGAGUUUUUAAAGAAACCUUAGUGCAGAAACCUUAGUGCAGAACAUAGAUCUAUGUACCACGUUUGCACGGUCAGCGUUUGGACUUUGGAAGUCCAGAGAAAAAGUUUUGAACGAUUAGCAGGGAUAUGGAUGCAAUUUGUUCCCCGGUAACUCAGCCCUCUUCCAGGCUUGAUAACACAACACACAUACCAUGUCCUCCUCUACCUUGAACCAUAGCGUUUGUUAUGAAUUACCGACGUUGAAAUGAAUUUAAUAAAAUUGUUUCAUCCUCGGCAAACUGCACUAAACUGCUGCUGAAGAAAGGGCUUAGCCUAACAUUUUUUGUAACUUGUUAUUCAUUUAUACUUGAUUCACAUUUCUGUUACAAUGUUGAAACCUCACCGUAAUUACUCACUAAACCUUAAAUCGCACGACUUGAAUAUUAAUCAAAUAGAGGGAUGUUUAAGUAAUACAAUUACUGUACAUUUGUGAUAGCUGGUGAGUACUUUAGAUAAUUGAACUGCAACACGUUAACUUGGCAAAUGAUAGGUGGCAUGUUAAGCUGGUUUACAAAGGAGAACUUCAUGAAGUAACCCAAUGUCUAGACAACAUCACGAAUGUCGAUAGUACGGAUAUGCAGAUAGUGUGGCUGUUCCGCAAGUUGGUACUGGUGGGGCAAGAUGGGAGGGCUGAACGUGAAGUGAUUAGUACUCACGAAUAACAGAGAACAUCGGAACUUAUAACAUCAAAGCGACUAAAUCACAGCCCUUUCCACCCUACUGUGUUGUAACAUAGUGUUGAGCAUGCUAGUAGAGUUUUCUCACUGAGAAGUCAAAUACACUGAUGUACAAUGUAUAUGUAAAAGCACAUUAUGUUUACAUGAUGAUGAAAUGACCUUGCUAUACAGUAUAUUGUACUUUUAUAGAUGAGAGUGAUGUAACUACAAUGAUAACGUUUGAAUUGAUAGUUCGCUGUACAAUUUUCCUAGAGUUUAUAGGAAGAUGUGCAAUUUUCCCACACAAAAGCAACACGUUUGUUACUUCUGUCAAUUUUUUGAAGGAGCAAUGUUUUUUGCCUUAAUUUUCACAUGGAUUUUGUUUUACAAACACACCUUAUGUACACACAUGUCAAAUACAUUAAAAUCAUCGGAACUGGGUACAAUGUGUAUUUAUCUUCAAUUGAUAUAUAUAUGUCAGGGUAGAGAUUGCAAUCUGGCAGAAUCGCCGAUUCUACCGGUAAAGAUCCCAAUAGGAGUCAACAGAUAUCGCAAUCAGGAUGCUGGGAAUGUGUUAGGCUGGUCUCCAGUUUAUAAAGUCUGAGUUUCACGUCAAGUCAUUGAUCUAAAGCGACCUGAAAGUUGAAAAGAAAGUUCUGUCUCUUAAGCGAAAAUCUUAAGAUCUAAAAUUCUAAAUUUUAAAGACAACUCGGGGGCUGUAUAAACAAAAGAAUGAUUUUGGUUUGGCGAGAUAAAACAAAACGAACAAACUGCUAUACCAUACAUACCUUUUACAUAAACACCACAUAUAAUAAACAUACAAUCGUCACCAUAGCAAUAGCAAAAGGGUAGUCCGGAUCGAGCCGAAUUGA